UGCGGCCGGCCCGCCCAUUCCGCCGCUGUUUAUUCUUCUGGCUCUUGUUCCCCUCAGAAGCGGCGUCGGUGUCAUGGCGGCCGGGCAAGGCACCAUGGCGAGCGGCGGGGAAGGCGGCGGAGGAGGAGGAGGAAGCGGAGGCCCAGGGCCGAGCCCUGCCUCCGCCUCGGGACCGGGCCCGCCCCCUGCGCCGCCGCCUCUUCCUCCUCCGCCUCAGGCCUCGGCCUCCGAAGUGGGCCCUCCUCCUUCGUCUUCCUCCUCCUCGUCGUCGUCCUUCUUCUUCGGCCUGGGCUUGCCGGCCCACCUCACGCUCUCCUACCCGACGGGGGGCGCCGCUUCCGCUUCCGCCGCGGCCUCCUCCACCUGCCCGCCUUCCUCCUCCUCCUCCUCCUCGGCGUCGCCUCAGCCCGGCCGCAGCCUGGAGAAAGUCCUCGAGGAAGCCGCCAGCUCGGGCCUGCUCUGCCUCAGCGCCAGGAAGCUCCGCGACUUCCCCGCCAGCGCCUCCGGAGCCGCUUGCGACCUCAGCGACACCGUCCAGGCCGAUCUUUCCAAGAACAGAUUUACUGAGAUUCCUCCUGAGGUCUGGCAGUUUGCACCGCUGGAGACGUUGAACUUGUAUCACAACUGCAUCAAAUCCAUCCCUGAAGCCAUUAAAAACCUGCAGAUGUUAACGUAUCUCAACAUCAGUCGGAACCUUUUGUCGACGUUGCCCAAAUACUUGUUUGAUCUGCCACUUAAAGUUUUAGUGGUCAGCAAUAAUAAGCUUGUGUCUAUUCCGGAGGAAAUUGGCAAGUUGAGAGACUUAAUGGAAUUGGAUAUCAGCUGCAAUGAAAUCCAGGUACUUCCCCAGCAAAUAGGAAAAUUACAGUCGCUAAAAGAAUUAAACUUGAGGAGAAAUAGUCUUCACAUUCUACCUGAUGAAUUAGGAGAUCUUCCCUUGGUCAAGCUAGACUUCUCUUGCAAUAAAAUCACAGAAAUACCAGUCUGUUAUAGGAAGCUACGUCACUUGCAAGUAAUGAUUUUGGAUAACAAUCCAAUGCAGAUGCCUCCGGCUCAGAUCUGUCUAAAGGGCAAAGUACACAUCUUUAAAUUCCUCAGCAUCCAAGCCUGCCUCAGAAUGGAUAAGAAGCCAGAUUCUCUGGACUUGCCCUCUUUGGGCAAGAGGAUCCCCUCCCAGCCGCUCACAGACAGUAUAGAAGAUUUCUAUCCAAACAAAAACCACGGCCCAGACUCUGGCAUCGGCAGCGAUAAUGGAGAUAAAAGAUUAUCCACCACAGAACCCUCUGAUGAUGACACAAUCAGCCUUCACUCUCAGGUCUCAGAAUCGACUCGGGAGCAGACCCACAGAAACGACAAUCAAUUAAUAGGAAACAAACCUGAGUUGCAUAAAGAUCCUGAUGUGUGUGAUUACCUUGACCCCAGCUCAGAGGAUGUGGCAUCUUGCGACCAAGGAGAGCUGCCAAGCGGGCCAUCGAUCUCGUACAUCAAGGAUCGAGGGAAGCAGGCUGAGAAGUCCCCAAAAACCGAAUCGGGCGAAGACUGGGGAGAUGAAAAGAGGGUUCAGAAAGAACAGGUAUUGGUAGAGGAAGAUGACGAAUUGAAGGAAGUGACUGACCUAAGGAAAAUAGCUGCCCAGCUCCUUCAACAGGAACAAAAAAACAGACGAAGGCCCUUAAGCUAUAGGACUUCGUUCAGUGAAAAGCUUUUCCAGAGGACCAGGGUUGCGGGACGUGCUUCCAGACUGCUGAAUCACACCACCUCCUCCAGCACAAGAAAUAGGCCAAAACAGGUGGUGGAAUCAGAAAAAAGCCUGUCCGCAGACGAGGCAAACUCUCCGUCAUCGCCAUACGGCUGGCAGUCACUAGAGAAUCCAAAGGACCAUCCGGAUGAGCCGCACUGGCCAGACAUGCAGCCUGUGAUCUGGCAGAACGAGGAACGGAGACGUAGCAAGCAAAUCCGAAGGGAGUAUUUCAAGUAUAAAUCUUCCCGGAAGAGUUCGAGUGGAAAUGAAAAUGAUGAGCAAGACAGUGAUCAUACUAAUGUGUCCCCACAGUCUCCUGUCUCAUCCGAGGAAUAUGAGAGGGCCGACGGGCCAUUUGGACUCAAGCCCAGAUCAGCCUUUGCCCGUUCGCGGCAGGACUACAGCACUGUCGACCCCGGAUUCACCAUGAGGAGGAAAAUGGAGCACUUGCGGGAGGAGAGGGAGCAGAUCAAGCAGCUGCGCCACAACCUGGAGUCACGGUUGAAGGUCAGUUUGCCGGAUGACAUUGGAGCAGCAUUAAUGGAUGGCGUGGUUCUGUGCCAUUUAGCCAACCACAUCAGACCUCGGUCCGUUGCCAGUAUUCAUGUCCCAUCGCCAGCGGUGCCUAAACUCAGUAUGGCGAAGUGCCGAAGAAAUGUAGAAAACUUCCUCGACGCUUGUAAAAAACUCGGUGUGCCACAGGACAGACUCUGCCUGCCCCAUCACAUUUUGGAAGAGAGGGGCCUGGUCAAAGUGGGACUGACGGUCCAGGCUCUGCUCGAGAUCCCGUCCUCAAAGGCCUCGCAGCUCUCCUGCCUGUGAGAGACACAGGUCCCGUGGCUGGCCCUGAUUGACCCGUUUGGCCCUUGGAGGUUGCAGACUGAGCCUUACAUUUGGGGACACGCUCCCUUUAUGCCGAACUGACUGUUCGCCCAGCCGAGGGUUGUCCUUCUUGCGCGUUUUGAACUCAGAGCCAUAAGAGAUCCUGAAAACCCUCAGGAUUUCUUUCCAGGUAGUACUCGCCUUCACUUCCUCCUGUGACAUCUUUUUCCCUCUGUGUUAAGCUGAUGCCUCACUUUUGCAUCACAUUGUUUUCUUCUGUGAGAGAAAAACACCCCAAUUGAGAGAUGUUUACUGAAAAUCCCAACCAACUCCUGGUUGAUUAGUAUCAUGUCCACAUCCUGAACAAAGUGCAUUUCUCUCGCUUCUUCCAUUCAUAGUUUGACUUCUCUGGAUGACUACAAAAGCCACAUUUCCACUACAGUUUGAAUCACCUUUUUGUAUACAUUCCCCCCCCUCUCCAAAAACCCCCCAAAUCACUACAACAUACCGACAAAAACGCUAUGUGAUUAACCAUUUGCUUUUCUUAAUUUCUUGCACUUCUUCUUGUUGUGCCAUCUCCGAUAUUCGCAUUGAGGACGGCAACAGAAUAGUAUACAGCAUAAAGGACAAAAGUGGUGUGGGAUGUUUUCCCUUUUUCUCUCUCGCUCUCAGUAUUUCUAGGUUGGUGCCAAAAUAUACAUAUAUAUAUAUAUAAUAUUAUUUCAGUUGUACUGUAGAUUGUUUACAUGUGAAGUGCCUGUGUCAUGGAUAACUCUUUUACUAGUCUUAAAACCUUUUUUUGCAAUUCCUUUUGUGUCUUGAUAGAUGCGAUGCAUAUUUUUUAAAUAUUAGAGGGUUUUUUCCCCCUUUUUUGUAAGAUUGGUAAUAUGUGACGUUUCAUGGACUAACAUCUGAGUGUUGGAUGUUCUUCAGUUUGCACAGUUUUGAAUUUACUAGAUUUGGUUUUUAGGGGAGGGGGGAAACAAUGUAAAUAAGCUUUUAUUUAUCAUAUUUAAUUUGAUACCUAAUCACUUUUUUAAAGGUAUUAUCGGACGGUGGGUGUCUCUCUUGGUUUUGUUUUUUAAAGAAAUCUAUUAUUUUCCUUGUCUGGGUUGAACAGUGACACAGAGAGUGGUUUUAAAUGCACAUCAACAAAGGAGGUAAGGAUGUUGAAGUAAAACUGCCAAAUAUAAAUAUAUAUAUAUCUAUAUAUCUCAGGUUUAUAUUGUGAUGGUCAGGAAUUCACAUCUUGCUCCUGACUUCACUUUACUCUUUUCUUUCUUUUUUAAUAUGAGGAAACACUGUUCAAGGGCAGAACGCAAACUGAAGUUCUGUUUUUGCAAUAUUUACAAAUACUUUGGUGAACUCCUAGGUUUGGGUAUGGAGGUGAGUCCACUAAGGAGGAAAAGCAAGGAUUGGAAGGGAUUGCUGUGAGUUUUCCGGGCUGUCUGGCCAUGUUUCAGAAGCAUUCUCUCCUGACGUUUUGCCCACAUCUAUGGCAGGCAUCCUCAGAGGUUGUGAGGUCUGUUGGAAACUAGGCAAAGGAGGUUUAUAUAUCUGUGGAAGGUCCAGGGUGGGAGAAAGAACUCUUGUUUGUGAAUGUGUCAUGAUCUCUAUCUCAUGCCAUUUGACUAUCAGCCCUCCUGACAUAGAGCACGUGAACAUUGGCCAAAAAAGGGGACACGACAUAUGAACCAGCCAUAAAAGUCAAUUGCCCCAAGGUAGGGAGAAAGUGGGCACUGGAAUGUGGAAAAAGGUCAGGACUCUUGCGUGAUUUAGGAUAUUGUAGCUAGGCCUAUAUAGACAGGUAGUGCGAGACUCUUGUAUUCCGAACAAUAAAGACGUAUGGUACCUUCA
Messenger RNA from Anolis sagrei ordinatus, 4420 nucleotides. NCBI's taxonomy places the organism in Eukaryota, Metazoa, Chordata, Lepidosauria, Squamata, Anolidae. The record is from RefSeq and is a predicted model, not a curated record.